UAUGGCUAAGGCAUGGCUAAGGCAGCUCCUGCACUGCUUACAGUCCACGUUAUGAAAGAUAGUAUUGGAUUAACGGUGUAAAUGUCGUGAUAACAGCAUACCCACAGACCUUCUCGUCAAUGGCCAUGCUGUGGUCAAAGGUCUCUGCUGCUCUGCCUCAUAAUGAGGAACAGCUUCCACUGCAGUUCAGCGACAAAGUGGAGUCAAGUGUGGUGGAAAUGCUGAAGCGGUCUCGUCGGCAGCUUUACAGCGACACCUCCAGCGCCAGCCGGACGCUUACCGCUCAGAUCAUUCUGGAUUUCUCGUGGGAGAAACUGAACACGGGAACAUGGCGCCAUGUGGACAAAGAGUGGAGACGCGUGUAUUCCUACGGCUGCCUGUUCAAAGUGGCCGCUCUGUGCCGGGACAAUCCGUCGGCAGAUGAUGUCGUGCAGGCCGUGAGGACUUGUGACAUGGGUUUACUCAUGGGGGCGGCCAUCUUGGAUAACAUACUUCAGGUUAUUGUUCGGAUUCUGCAAGAAGAAGUCAGGAAAUCCACUAAACCAGAAGAGGAACGUGAACACGCUGAAGUCAAGAGAGUGAAGAUGGAGUGCCCACGUGUUCCCGUGAUCAAAGAGGAGUCAGCAGUUCCCAGGAUAAAGUGUCCUUCACUGGAGAGCUUCAGCACCAACUACCUGCUCCCCCUCAAACCAGUGGUUCUAGAGGGGAUCAUUGAGCACUGGCCCGCCCUCAACCAACACCCCUGGAGCAUAGCGUACCUGAGGUCUGUGGCCGGCUGUCGGACGGUUCCUGUUGAGGUGGGGUCCAGGUACACGGACGAGGAAUGGUCACAGACACUGCUCACGGUCGAUGAGUUCAUUGAUCGAUACAUUUUGAAUAAAGAGGGAGUGAAAGGUUUGGGUUAUCUCGCUCAACACCAGCUCUUUGAUCAGAUACCAGAGCUGAAGGAAGACAUCCGUCCUCCUGACUACUGCUGUCUUGGUGAAGGAGACGAAGACGACAUCACUGUUAACGCGUGGUUUGGGCCCGGAGGUACGGUGUCUCCUCUUCACCAAGACCCUCAGCAGAACUUCCUGGCUCAGGUGGUGGGAAGCAAAUACAUUCGCCUAUAUUCCCCAGAGGACACAGACAAGCUGUACCCUCAUCAAUCACAGCUCCUUCACAAUACCAGUCAGGUGGAGGUGGAGAAUCCGGACGGGGAGCGCUUCCCGGAGUUCGCCCGGGCUCCGUAUCUGGAAUGCAUGUUACAGCCCGGAGACGUGCUGUUCAUCCCCGUCCAACACUGGCAUUAUGUCCGAUCCUUAGAGCUCAGCUUCUCCGUCAGCUUCUGGUGGUCGUGACUGCAGAUCCAUGAGUAAAAAAUAAAGUUAUUUUUGUACAGAA
Molecule: messenger RNA, 1383 nt
Organism: Anarrhichthys ocellatus (wolf-eel)
Lineage: Eukaryota; Metazoa; Chordata; Actinopteri; Perciformes; Anarhichadidae
Gene: kdm8
Product: lysine (K)-specific demethylase 8
Exons: 8
Coding region: 120-1340 (406 amino acids)
Cellular component (GO): nucleus
Molecular function (GO): histone H3K36 demethylase activity
Source: RefSeq, a predicted model, not a curated record